GCGCAGGCGUCGGCGGCGGAACCGAGCGGUCGAGCGUGCGGCCGCGGCGCUGCCAACUCGUGUGGGACCCACCGCUCCCGCCGGCCGCCCGCGGGUCAGCGCGCCGAUCCUCCCGCCGGGUGCCGGAGCCCGCCCGCGCACCGCCCGUGCCCGCGUGAGGCUGGCAUGCAGGAUGGCGGGACAGCCAAGCCCCAUGCCCCACGGAGGGAGCCUGAACAACCUCUGCCACGUCCCCGGGCCCGCGCACCCUCCUGACCCACAGAGGCAUCUGGCCACCUUGUCUUUCCGCUGCUCGCUGGCCGACUUCCAGAUUGAGAAGAAGAUCGGCCGCGGGCAGUUCAGCGAGGUAUACAAGGCCACCUGCCUGCUGGACAGGAAGACGGUGGCUCUGAAGAAGGUGCAGAUAUUUGAGAUGAUGGACGCCAAGGCAAGGCAAGACUGUGUCAAGGAGAUCGGCCUCCUGAAGCAAUUAAACCACCCAAACAUCAUCAAGUACUUGGACUCGUUUAUUGAGGACAACGAGCUGAACAUCGUGCUGGAGCUGGCUGACGCGGGCGACCUCUCACAGAUGAUCAAGUACUUUAAGAAGCAGAAGCGGCUGAUCCCCGAGAGGACAGUGUGGAAGUACUUCGUGCAGCUGUGCAGCGCCGUGGAGCACAUGCACUCCCGCCGGGUGAUGCACCGAGACAUCAAGCCUGCAAACGUGUUCAUCACGGCUACGGGCGUCGUGAAGCUCGGGGACCUCGGCCUAGGCCGCUUCUUCAGCUCCGAGACCACCGCAGCCCACUCCCUAGUUGGGACACCGUACUAUAUGUCUCCAGAGAGGAUCCACGAGAACGGCUACAACUUCAAGUCCGACAUCUGGUCCCUGGGCUGUUUGCUGUACGAGAUGGCAGCUCUCCAGAGCCCUUUCUAUGGAGAUAAGAUGAACCUCUUCUCCCUCUGCCAGAAGAUCGAGCAGUGUGACUACCCGCCUCUCCCUGGAGAACAUUACUCUGAGAAGUUACGAGAACUCGUCAGUAUGUGCAUCUACCCUGACCCAGGCCAGAGACCUGACAUCGGAUACGUGCACCAAGUUGCCAAACAGAUGCAUGUCUGGACUUCAAGCACCUGAAUUUGGAUGCAUCGUGCCUUAUAAGAAGCCAGCACCACUUUGACUCGAGUCUUCUUCUGUCUGAAGUGGCCACCUGGUAGCCUAGAACAUCAAAGGUUCAGCAAGUUCCCUGAAGGGGGUCAGGCUUUUUAGCACAGAUGCUGAUGGCAGAACAUCUGGGGGGUAGGGGCACUGGUCACGCAUUACUGAUGGUCAAAUUCAAAAGUUCUUUCUUUAAACUGUUGUGAACAACCCAGGCUAGGUUGUUAACAUGGAUGGGUGGCUCCGCGAGCCACUGAAGGACCCCUUAUAUCUGGAUUGUAAUGUGAAUCCUUAGAUAAUUCCUUCAGUGACUUGUCAACAUCUAUACUACCAGAAUUGCAGGAAGCUGAUUUGUGUAGGGGGCCUUUGAAAUGGUUGGUAGCAAUUCAGUUUAGUUCUUAGUGUCUUUUCAAACAAUCAAGCUGUGUGCUUAAUUUACUCUGUUGUAAAGGGCUAAAGCGGAUUUUUUUUUCCCCAGUAGAGUGGAGAUUUUACUAGUAGUUUUGUCUCCGUUAGAACUUGAUGAAUGACAACGAGAACCCAGCAUCUGACAUGGAGCUUCAAAAGGCAAAUGGUAUUUGGAAGCCAUGAGUGCUAUCCUUGCAGUCUGGUCCAGUCACCUUCUACUGAACACCUGCUGUGUACCAGGCACUUCCUCAUCUGCUUGAUUCCAUUAUCAGUGUUAAACUGUUUUCCUCAGUGGGAAAGAAGCAUGGGAGACAAAAAACACAAGGGCUUUGUGCCCAGGCUAUUCUCUGUACAAAUUCUGGGUCUGCAACUGCUUAUCAUGACCUUGGGCAAGUUUCUUAACCUCUCUGAGCCUCAGUUUCCUCAUCUGUAAAAUGGGACUAAUAAUACCUACCUUCAAGGUUGCUGACAGAAUUUGAAAUAAAAUAUGCAAGUUAUUUAGUACAGUGUGGAUUCUCCAAAAAUGGUAGCUGCCACUCACCUCUUCACAAAACUGAAGUCCAUGGUCUGUAUAAGCCAAGAAUUAGCGUACAAUUGUUUAUGUGUAGGAAACCAGAGAUGUGUUUUUAUUUCUUGUUCCCAGAUAGGAUUAACUGUGAAGACUAAUUUAUAAAUGUGAACUUACGGAAAACUCAAGCUCUGAAGGAAAUAGUCUGAAUUUUGUUUUUAUACUCAAAUUAAUCCUCAAAUGGUGUAAACUGUCUUCCACUGACUUGGUGACAGUCUAGCCCUCUGGGCUGUGGGAUGUCCUGGCCAGGUGUUUGCUGACAUCACCUGGCUGGCCCCGGUACACUCACUGACCAGGCCUCGUGGGAAUAAAGGAGUCGGGGCUGGGACACUGCUCUUUUUCCACAUGUGAACUCUGUUCUGCUGUAACACUGUAGGUUUUGAGAUAUUUUCUUCAGAUACAAACCUUUGCUUUGUACUUGUUCUCCAUGUUUGAAAUAAAUUGGGGGGUAAGAGGUGUCUGUGAA
This is a messenger RNA of Choloepus didactylus (southern two-toed sloth), 2577 nucleotides long. RefSeq names its product NIMA related kinase 6 (gene NEK6). The transcript has 10 exons. The record is from RefSeq and is a predicted model, not a curated record. Gene Ontology annotation, biological process: protein phosphorylation. The coding region runs from base 173 to 1114 and encodes 313 amino acids. Gene Ontology annotation, molecular function: protein kinase activity; ATP binding. Lineage: Eukaryota; Metazoa; Chordata; Mammalia; Pilosa; Megalonychidae.